CUGACAGGUGUCGCUGAAGUUGACACUUGCAGCGGCGCAUCCCUUUUUUAUUUCUUUAUUUUUUUGUUGUCAUCAACCGGAAUAACGCAAAAGAGGCUGUGACUUGGCGGUCAUUCCGCUCCCACUGAUCCCGUGGUUGUCCCAGCCUCGGCCACCAGAGCAGCAGCGCCCGUGCCUCUCCUCCUCCCCGCUGUGACUAGCAGCUGUGUGGCAAAGGCAGAAAAAAAUGGGGCGCAAGCUGGACCUGUCAGGUCUUACAGACGGCGAGGCAGAGCAUGUCUUGAAAGUGGUCCAGCGUGACAUGAAGCUGCGAAAGAAGGAGGAGGAGAGGCUGAGUGAGAUGAAGCAGGAGCUGGCAGAGGAAGGCAGCAGAUGCUCCAUCCUCUCCAAGCAGCACCGUUUCAACGAGCACUGCUGCAUCCGCUGCUGCGCGCCCUUCACCUUCCUGCUCAACCCAAAGCGCCAGUGUCUGGACUGCCAGUACAACGUCUGCAAGACCUGCUGCACCUACAGCAAGAGGGACAAAGCCUGGCUGUGCUCAGCGUGCCAGAAGGGCAGAAUUUUUAGGACGCAGUCUCUCGAAUGGUAUUAUAACAAUGUGAAGAGCCGCUUCAAGAGGUUCGGCAGCGCCAAGGUUUUGAAGACUCUGUACAGAAAGCACAUUAUUGAGAGAGGAGCACUUUUUGAUCUCCCAGAGAGCAGCGUUCAAGAGGGAAGCAACGACAACGAUGGCAGCAUCUGCGGCAGCGACUCCGUCUUUUACAAGCAGAGCGAAGGACACAGUAUGGCAGAGACGCUCACUGUGGCGCUUCGUGUUGCUGAGGAAGCUAUAGAAGAGGCCAUCGCAAAAGCAGAAGAGUUCCCCGACAGCCUGGAGAAGCAGAAUGAGGCUCGGUAUCUGCAGGACCACAAAGAGGAACUCAUAGAGGAACUCGCUACAACAAUUGUGCAGAAAAUCAUUCAGAGGAGAAAGCGCUCAGAGAUGCAGACAGAGUAUGACUUUGUCUGGCCUCAGCCUCAGUCUCUGAUCCAGCCCAGUGAUCUGCCCUCUCUUUCUCAGCCUCAAGCGUCAUCGCAAGACCCCAUCAAGCCCUCCCACGCUCUCUCGCGGUCACGGUCGGCGUUUUCCCUCACCAGUGACGACUCUCCAGAGAAGGGUCCAGAGGAGGAAGCUGCAGGGGCGGACGGUGGCGGUGCCGGGGGCUUGCAGGAGUACACUUCUCUAAAGAGGGAGGCCAAGGUUACGUCACUACCCACCUGGAAAAGCAUGGAUCGCCUAGACAACUCAAGUGCAUCGUCGGUGCUCCAGAGCCCAGAUGGCAAUUGGAUCGCUCUGCACAGCUCUCAACUGUCUCGGCCCAGCCUGCUCACCAAGAGGAAGAGCCUGGUGUUCAGCGUGCUCGAAAAGGAGUCCAACGUUGUCUCCGCUUACGAUGAGAUGGGAUCCGACUCUGAUGUGGAGGAUGAAGGCGGCUGGAGUUCAGCGCUGCGACAGUUCCGCCGCAAACUGUCAGACGAGACCUACUACACAGACUCACAGCACGACCCGGAGUGGACUUACACCCAGCACCUUCCCGUUACCUCGCCGUCCUCCGGCCAGUACACCAACACGGAAACUCUCAACUCGGACUCCGAGGCAUCGUCCGUGGUGUCUGCAUGUCCUCGCAAACCCCCUCACCACCUGAUGAGGAAGAAGGGACCACCGGAUAACUACCUGCACCCUCAUCAGCAGCUGCUCUACCACCAACAGAACUUUGCUCCAUACCCAACCCACUCAGAGGCACUGGAUGUAAACUUUAAUCCCAAGGUGUUGGGAGACAGCAGUGAGGGUGAAGAGCAGCAGUGUGACCCUGUCAGAAGAUCACGGAGGAGAAGAAAAAGCAAAAGGGAGUCAUCAACAGAGCAGAGCAGGCCUGGAGGCCAGAGCCAUGCACAGUCCAUCUUCCCUUUUGCACAGGAAAACAGUGGUUUUCUACUCAACGCCCUGCUAAAGAGGGGUUUAAGUGAGGAGCACCCGGUACCUGACAGCACGCCAGCAGCCACGGUUGCACCAGACACCCUAAAAUUGGAUGCCAUGACACCCGAGCCAGUAGACUUUGAUACAGCGGCUCUGAAAUCCCCAAUCACCAACAUUACUCAGGCCCACUCUUCGCCUUCAGGGCCAAAGAUCUUUUCUUGCAGCUUGGAUCUUGGACCCGGCUGUGAAGAAGCACUGGAGGAAGACAUGGAAUCCAGGAUCAGCCAGCUGGUCACCCACGGCGACAGCAAAGACAGCAGCUCCUCCGACGAGAAGUACGCAAAAUUGUCUGUGGACAAACAGGUGGACAAAGAAAGUGAGAGACCGAAAGAGAUAUCAAGACAAAGGAAGUGGGCAAGUGAAAAGAGAGGAAAAGAAAGCGAACUGGUGGAGCAAGUGAAUGGACAAGAGAUCAGAAGAGGUUUGAGACAAGUGAGAAGUGCUUCGGUGCGAGAGGAAGGAAGGUUUCGGGAGAAGAGGUUGGAGAGAGGAGAAGGGAGUUUUGAAGAGAAUGUAUUUGAGCAAGAGCAGAGGAGAGGAGAAAAGAGAGACUUGAACAGACAAAGUAAGAGACAGCAUAAAAGAGAUGUGGAGAAAGAAGCUGGGCAAAAACAUGCAGCCAGAAGGAGCGGGUCCAGUGCAAGUUCACCUGCUGUUACACCUUGUUCCCAGGAGGGGGCGCUGUCAAACAACCAGAUGGGACAGAAUGACCUGGAACCACAGCAGAGGCUUCAGUUGCUGUCCUCUGUCUUACAGCAGCAGAAGUACUCAGCAGCGUCGCUCUGCAGCAUCACCACGGAGGUGCUGAAGGUUUUGAACGCUACAGAGGAGCUCAUCGGGGAGGCAGGACGCGAGAGCUACACCCCCUCAGAGUCCAUGAGCGCCUCUCCCAUCUCCAGCUGCUCUGAGACCCGCAGGCUGGACCAGAGGCUCACCAAGAUGGAGGAGAACGUGUACCUGACGGCUGGGGCUGUGUAUGGUCUGGAGGGGGCGCUGGGAGAGCUGGAGCAAUGCGCCCGCGGUAUUAACUGUUCAACUACAGACACGGAGCUGGCAUUCCUGGAGGACCAAGUGGCCACUGCAGCAGCUCAAGUCCAGCAGUCUGAACUACAGGUCUCAAACAUUGAGGCCAGGAUAUCAGCGCUGAAAACAGCUGGGCUAAAUGUCGCCGCCUGCAAUCGCUUCUCUAAGUUCCAGCCAAAGUCCAAGCCCGAAACCCUGGACUCAUCACGUCAUCAGAGGAGGAAACUUCCAGCGCCUCCGCUCAAAGAGAAGUUGGAGUCGGAGCAGCAGGUGGCCGUCUCUCGGCCACAGUGACAGGCAGCAGCACAAGUCCCUCAGGGCCGGGGACGGGGCUCCUUCACAUCCAGUGCCUUGACGCAGCGUCUGCCUCCAGCUCUAGGCCAAGCAGGAGCCAACACCCGCCCUGUGUGCUCCGCUCAGCACUCAUCCCUCAAUCAACCACAUCAGUCCCUCCUCACAGAAAACAGGACUGGCUCUUUCCCUUCUUCCCCCUCUUCCCUCUCCAGUCCUUCACUGCUAACAAGAUACGUCAUCUGAGGGUGACUCAGCAGUCGAUGUGUCUGCCUUAAAAUCUGCAAACACUCCUCACGAUGCAUACGACUCAAAAACAUCUCUUUCUCUCUUUCUUUGUGACAAAGAAAACAUGCAUUUACUUUUUCAAUCUGUUUGCAAGAGUGUUGUGAUUUGAUGUACAAUGAAGCUGUGGAGAAAAUAAGAAACAAACUAACAAAAAAACAUGUGAAACUUUAUGUGAUUCAUUUGUCCCAAAAAGAGACUGAGCCAGAUUUUAUACUGCAUCUUCUUUCUUACCAAAUAAAAUGAUAUUCAGAGCUUUCUUUCUUCUCAGACACACACAGCAGCUGACAGGCUGUAACUGUCUGUUUGAUGAUUGUAAAAUGUUUUUCUAUUUUAACAAUAAAAAAAGACAUUAUCCACUCAUCUAUAAAGAGUGUAGAAAAAUGAGAUGAAUCAGGCCUAAAUGUUUGUCCUUUUCUGUGACGAUGAUGUGCUACAGCAAUGAAGGACUUCGAAGCACAUGAGAAAUGUCAGUCUACACUCUAGUGCACAGAUAUAAUCAUUUUUGAAAGGAAGGUUUGCCAUUUUGGAUUUAAUUUUUCUCGUUUCUGCCCGGUUAGAAAUAAACGCAUGUCUCUUCUAUUAGUGAGUUAAAAAAAAUGGUGGAAAUAAAUUGACUUCUAGCAGCCAAUAAAUUUAGUUAACAGUUUGGGGGGCAAUAAUCAUAUCCAUAAUCUAGCUCCCACAUGCCUCUGUUUUAGUUCAGUUCUGGUCUUCAGCAAAUCCUCAUUAUUAUAAAGUGAUUAUGCUCCACUCCAUCCACCAGCUCGCUGCCAACUGCAGCAGCUUUACCCUCCAACAGUAUUGUAGGUUUUAAAGUUUUAACAGCGUUGUGACAGCAAAACAAGUCAUGAGAUCCUGCAUAUUUCAUAGCUCUGUGUGCUGUUACUUUUUGAUUAAUCCACUUACUGUAAAGUUGUUUCCAUUCAUGUCUGAAGAAAAAGACCCACAACAAGCUCAAUGCAAUGUCUACAAGAUCCAACAUCUGGCUUCGGUCUCAAAAAUGUCUUUAUCUCAGUCCUUUUUUCUUCUUUUUUUACUUUCAACAUUUGUGGCCUUUGAUUUGAACGAAGUGUAAUUUCAUGUUACUUUUGUGUUGCAUUCAGAAAAUCUUAUAUAUAUAUAUCAAAUGCCAUGAAACCAUGAUUUUGUUACGAGCAAUUUAUUUUUGUAUCUACUGAACGUUUUUAUGCAAUACCACUGAAUACUGCAAACUAAAGGCUUUAUCCUCUGCUAAAAUGAACCCCUCUCAGUCAGUCUCUCACAUGUGUGAUGACUCAAAGUGCUUUCAGUGUAAGCCUGCAUUUACCUUUUCAUUUUGUUGUUGUUGUUUUAUCAAUAAUGAGGGUAAAUGCUACAAAAAGCACAGGCGACAAUAUUAGAAGAGGCCAGUGUGAAUCAGACAGAACUCCUUAAAUAUUAGAUUUGUGAAGACUGCCUUUUUAUUUUUGGCUGAUUUUUCUUUGCCCCCUGACAGCUUCUGUUAAUUAGGAUCUGAUUUAGUCAUAAAUAUGCUUGUUUUUGCUUCGGUUAACCUUAAAAGCCGGACUGGGUUUCCUGACGUAUUGCAUGAAAGGUGUGAUGAUGAUGAUCCCCCGUAUGAAUGCUCUGCACCUUUCUAUUUGGUGACCUCUUCAGCGCAGGUUUCCGUAUCCUUAGGUUUGCAUAUUGAUCCCGUACUUUCGUCAGUCUUGUUCUCUGGAGGUGUUGUUGUAUAAAAGCAUGUUUCUGGUUUUAUCGAAUUGAUGUAACAUUUCCCAUGAGAAGCACAUCCACAAGGGUCCAAUCAUCAGUGUUCUGUAUUUUUCUAAUGUAAAAAAUAAUAAUAGUAACAAUAAUAUCACAUCACAGAAUUUGUUAAUAUGUGUAUAUGUGUGGAAAAGAUUAUAUAAUAUAGAGUAAUGUUGUUUAUUGCCCAAUCACAGUUGACGAAUCUUUCAGUGUUGUGUGCAAAAGAUUGUAAAGUGGUCAGGACUCAUGAGGCUGGAUUCACACAGGAAGUCAAACAUACUGUUGCAACAUUGUUAAGGAAAAAAAAAACAAAUGUUCCUCUUUGUUCCUGUUUAAAUCCAGUUUGAAUGACUAUGAAGAGGUUUACUGUGCACAGCUCCACAGACGGGCCACUCACUUUUCUUGUGCAAUCGUUUGUUGCAAUCCAUAUGACAUGUUGGGGAAAAUAUUAUCAAGCAAAAAAUGCAGAUUCUCUAUGUGCCACAAUAUUCUGAGAAAUAAAAUGUAUUAUGAAACAAAUAAAAUUUGCCAACUUUGCUAAAUAUCUUGUAU
This is a messenger RNA of Cololabis saira (Pacific saury), 5899 nucleotides long. It is a transcript of the gene myripb, whose product is annotated as myosin VIIA and Rab interacting protein b. Gene Ontology annotation, molecular function: small GTPase binding; myosin binding; actin binding. Gene Ontology annotation, biological process: intracellular protein transport. The transcript is spliced from 18 exons. NCBI's taxonomy places the organism in Eukaryota, Metazoa, Chordata, Actinopteri, Beloniformes, Belonidae. The coding region runs from base 227 to 3334 and encodes 1035 amino acids. The record is from RefSeq and is a predicted model, not a curated record. Gene Ontology annotation, cellular component: cortical actin cytoskeleton.